This is a messenger RNA of Brenthis ino (lesser marbled fritillary), 1617 nucleotides long. The record is from the annotation of a GenBank genome assembly. Lineage: Eukaryota; Metazoa; Arthropoda; Insecta; Lepidoptera; Nymphalidae.
AUGUGGUUGACCGCGCUUGUUCUGACCACGCUACUCGAAGACGCAGCAUCAACGCCGUGGUGGAACAAUGCCCUGUAUUACAGGAUCCUGGUGGACUCCUUCAAGGAUAUGGAUGGAGAUGGACUUGGCGAUUUGCAAGGCGUUACUAAACAGCUAAGCUAUGUUCGUGCAUUAGGCGCAGACGCUGUCAUACUAUCUCCAAUAUCUUCAAGAAGCAUGGACUGUAGCAAGCCAGGCACCAUGGACUUCGUCGAUAUCGACGAGCGAUAUGGAAACAUAGAACAGUUCACAACACUUAUUGAAAAGGCAAAGAAAUUAGAGCUCAAAGUGCUAGUGACAUUGCCGCUGCAGACGAUCAGUGAGAAUUCCGAGCUGUUUAAUUUUAGCGCCGAACGCAAGGCUGGUUUCGAAAAUAAAGUUAUAUGGAGAGAAGGAUCAACCGAUGAGCAGCCUGUGAAUGAAAUAGGAAUCGAUAAUUGGACUUGGCAUGACGAUAGAAAAGCAUAUUACGCUUCUUCCAGUAAAGAAGUAUUGUUUAACCUGUGUUCUGAAGAACUAGUGACGAUGUUAUCUGACGUGCAAUGUACAUGGUUAAGGCGAAGGGCAUCAGGCGUAUUGUUACAACCUGAUUUCCCUUCAAACAUCGAUUGUGGUGUGCAAUUAAUUGAGAAACUAGUGGUCGCAGCCAUGAGUUGUUCUCGUACUACGAAUAUGGAUGCGCCGGUAAUCCUAGUAGAAACAUCGUUUGGAGCAGAAAUCGGCGUUAAAUACUAUGGAGAGAGCGGUUUGGGUGCUAAUAGCGUAAUAAGUUACGCUUUGGCUGAGACGAAGCCCGCAGCGGGGCUGGCGCUAGCGCUGCACGCUGCGAUACUCUACCCGCCGCAGGAUAUGAACCCGACUUGGAUCACAAGUAUAAGCAACAAAAGUCGAAUAGCAUCACGACAUGGAAGUGAUAUGGUGGAUGCAAUUACUAUGUUGGCCCUUACAUUACCCGGAGCUACUAUAAUUCAACAAGGAGACGAAUUGGGUUCAGUCGAUACUAUCUUGGAGUGGGCUGCUAUCUCCAAAUGCUGGCCAACACAAGGAGUUCCAUCAGCGGCACCUUUCCCCUGGGAUGAUACUCCUAAAGCCAGCUUUACAACAGGAGAACCCUGGUUACCGUUGUCCCCAAAUUACCGAUAUGCUAAUGCGAAGACUGAAUACGCCAAUGAUUUAAGUCAUUUCGGAAUCGUUAGAGUAGCGUCUGCUAUGCGAAACUCAUCUAUUCUAGGACCACAUGUAGAGAUAAAGCGAAUCGGGGACGCGCUCGCAAUACUUAGGUGGGGUGGAUCAGGCUCCCUUUUGUAUAUUUCGAAUUUAGGUCGAGGACAAUCUGAAGUCCAACUUUCAAGGAUACCUGGCCUUCCCACAGAAAUGACGGUAGCUAUUAGCUCUUCUGGAUCAAGUCUUUCGCCUGGAUUUCAUGUUAAUUUAGAUAAAGUAUUGAAAUUAAGUUCUGGUGAAACCGCUUUUUUGGUCGGAUCUCCAAGACAUUGCGGUGGUCCAGGACCAGUUGACAAGAUUGCAAAUAAGUUAUCUGAAGGCUGGCAGAAAAUUAACAAAUAUUUUAGCAGCCUU